AUGCUUCUGGCCUUUCUACACUUGGCUUUGGUCGUGUGUUGCAUGGCCGUGGCGUGCUUGUCGCACACAUUGACUGACCUCAAACCGAUGGACAGCACGGAGCAAUCGAGGGAUAGGAGACGGGAGGAGUACGACGAGGAACACAUGGAGAGCGAUGCAGAGAGUGUGUAUGAGGAAAGGGGAAAGAGACCCGACUACGACCAUCCCAUGGGACCCGCACAACGUCACGACAGCACACAGCUAGACGAUGGCCAAGCCUUUCUGGAAGACACGCAGCAAGAACAGCGAAGCGUCAGGUUUGCCCCCAUCUACCAUCCCCCGUCCAAUACAGGGAAUCAUCGCAGUCCAGGCAAACUCAUCAUGCCUUCGGGCAAAGUGGUCAUUCUUCCCACCGAACAGCAACGCACACGCUCGCCUGACGGCCAAGCAUCUUCCAGCGUACGGAGGACGGCGAGAGAGACGGUUGCGUUGCCCCCGGGGUCGACACGGCCGAGGGCCGCAACGCCAGGUCCGAGCGACCGAGAGCCGAUCUUGUGGUCGACGCAACAGUCGGAAGGCUACGGGACGAUGAACGCUAGCAUCACCAAGUCGUGGCUGAGGGAACAGAGCAUCCGCGACGACGACGACGAUGACGAGGACGAGGACGAGGGCGAGAACGGCGACACGAUCGUGGCUGAGCCGACGCAGGUCCUCGACUUUCCUAGAUACAUCUGCGUUCCGGGGACUUCGAGUGAUGUGGAGUCACAAACCGAGGCGGACUUUGAUUGCCGUGAAUGGCUGCUCCCGAACGAGGUCAGUCACGGGGCAUUGUGGAAGGGGCUUGGGGGGGUUCUGAUCGUCUUCGUGCUGUACCUGGUCUUCCGGCCGGCAGGGACUGUGAAGACGUGA
Messenger RNA from Neohortaea acidophila, 888 nucleotides. RefSeq lists its product as uncharacterized. Bases 1 to 888 code for a protein of 295 amino acids. The transcript has 2 exons. Lineage: Eukaryota; Fungi; Ascomycota; Dothideomycetes; Mycosphaerellales; Teratosphaeriaceae. The record is from RefSeq and is a predicted model, not a curated record.